GUUGGUCGAUGGAUUAACUGUUACAGGUUGUCUUGUGUUUGAAGCCUGAGCUUUGAUUGGCUCGAAGCCAACUUGCAACCGUCUCAUGGCAUCACGUCACCUAGAGACCGGGGGAGGCUCGCACCUCGCUCCUCGCACCUCGCUCCUGCCGCAGUCGAUCAACGUCGGCCCAUAAUACCGCUUUACUAACACAACCCCUCCUCGUUCUCUCUCAUCACCCAGCGAUUUAUUAUUCGACUCAUCACAUUUACUCAUAUCGGCGACAGCGUGCGACACUCGUCUACUCGAUUGACCGCUUAUCAGCAACCACCCGACCUCUCCUUGCGCGCAAUUACCAACCGUCGCAUUCCGUCGCGCGUUCCAUCAAACCACAUUACAAAGUACCAGUCGCUUGUCCAGCACACGUCUGCACGGCUCCCAGCAACCAUACAUAUAUCCAGACCCUUAUCGCAUCGCCUCACACCCGCCUAGCAACGGCGCAUCAACCUGCAGAAUGAAGUACGUUCCCCUCCGUGACUUCCAAGUCAUUACCGAUGCCUUGAAUUUCUCGACCACCGACUUGCACGUCAUUGGCAGCUGCGAUCUCUACACAACGAAAGCGGCCGGCAGCGAUAAGAAAUUGUACAAGAACAUCGAAACAUCACUCGAAAAGGAGCAUGGAAACCUCUUGCGCUUGGCCGCUUCGCUGUCGCCUCCAUCAAUUCCCAUCGACAGCAGAAAGAAAGAGCGCAAGCCAUCAGUCCACAUGCCAGAGAUUGAUCUCUCUCGCGACAGUCCAUUCGGCUCUUUCAACCAAAUUAGUGCAAGACGAACAUUCGCUUAUCUGAUUGCGACACUCAACGCCUCUCACCCCGACUACGACUUCUCACACAUCCUCCGUCCGACCGACUUCCGUAAGACAACCGGCACUGCAAUCAGGAGAAGUGUGGAUAGUACCCUUCUGAACAUGCGCCCUCGUCGCAUGUCAACUCUUCUUUCACCCCACGCCAAAUCAUCUCUGAGUGCUGGUUCGCCUCAAGGCAUCACAUCACCCAAUGCCGAAUUUGUUUGGGGUGAGCACAUGUGGAAAUUGAUUGACAAGGAGAUGGAGCUCAAUCAAUGUGAAAAGUACACAUGGGAUCCUGAAGACGACCCUUUUGAGGGCGAGAGCGCAUUGUGGAGUCAGCAUUACUUUUUCUUCAACAAGGAGAAGAAGAGAGUCUGUUACCUCAACUUCCGCUCGUUUAGCGUACUGUCACACUCACCUGCCAACGGCAUGCACAUGCGUACCGUGCCCAUUACCAACCCUGGUGUUGGUGAGGGCGCAGGCAAGCGAGCCCAGUACUGGCUCGGUCACAGUGUCGAUGGUGACGAUAUCGACAACUGGAGAGAGGACGAUGAUGUCGAGUAUGAAGACUCGAUGAGCAUCGACAACGACAGCAAUGAAGGCGAGUAUAGAAACGAUCUGGAUGAUGUCCGCGACAAGCUCGAGGACGGUUACUAUGAUUGGGCUGACGGCGCUGUCGACUCGAAUGAUGCCUCUGGCUGGGAUCCUCGACGUAUGCACCGUGGCUCUAGUGAGGGCCCUGCUGAUGCGAUGGAGAUUUAAUCUGCUGUGCAGGAUGUCAUUCUGUUGGUCGACAGUUCGCCAUCACUUUUCACAUACGCUGGUCGUCAAUUUCUUGUUA
Molecule: messenger RNA, 1667 nt
Organism: Aureobasidium subglaciale EXF-2481
Lineage: Eukaryota; Fungi; Ascomycota; Dothideomycetes; Dothideales; Saccotheciaceae
Exons: 2
Coding region: 494-1588 (364 amino acids)
Biological process (GO): negative regulation of transcription by RNA polymerase III
Cellular component (GO): nucleus
Molecular function (GO): RNA polymerase III core binding
Source: RefSeq, a predicted model, not a curated record